AUGUGGUCUAUCUUCAAAUUUCUGUUUGUCGCGGUUGGCGUAGCCGCGCUUCCUCUCGAGCCUGCGUCAGAGGUUUCUGAUGCUUCAGCUUUAAGCGAACGGCAGUCUAGCGCACUCCCUAAUAGCUUCCAGUGGAGCUCCAGCGGCGUACUUGUUAGCCCCAAGAACGACGGCAAGAGUGUCAAGAAUAUCAAGGACCCUUCCAUCGUCUACUACAAUGGGCAAUACCAUGUCUUCGCCAGCAUCUAUACCACCGGCUACAACCUCGUCUACUUCAGCUUCAGCGACUUCAACCAGGCCAGUUCUGCCACAUUCCACUACCUGGAUCAAACGAAGAUUGGAUCCGGCUACCGUGCUGCCCCACAGGUUUUCUACUUUGCCCCGCAGAAGCUGUGGUACCUUGUUUACCAGAACGGCAACGCUGCCUACUCGAUCAACUCUGAUAUCUCUAAUCCCAAUGGGUGGUCUGCGCCGAAGAACUUCUUCUCCGGCACCCCCAGCAUCAUUCAGCAAAACAUUGGAAACGGAAACUGGGUUGACAUGUGGCUGAUCUGUGAUUCGGCAAACUGCCACCUGUUUUCCUCUGAUGACAACGGACACUUGUAUCGCAGUCAGACGUCUCUCAACAACUUUCCUAACGGAUUUGGCAAUACUGUUAUUGCGCUUCAAGACUCCAAUCCCUACGCCCUAUUCGAAGCCUCUAACGUUUACAACGUUGGCAACGGCAAAUAUCUGUUACUCGUUGAGGCCAUUGGUAGUCGGGGUCGCUACUUCCGCUCCUGGACCUCGAACAGCCUGUCCGGAAUCUGGACACCUCUAGCGGCGAGCGAGUCCAACCCAUUCGCGGGUGCUGCAAACGUGAAAUUUAGCGGCACACCUUGGACCACCAGCAUCAGCCAUGGUGAGGCUGUUCGAACCAAUGUAGACCAAACCUUGACAAUCAGUCCGUGCAAAUUGAGGUAUUUCUACCAGGGCCUGGAUCCGAAUGCUGGUGGUGACUACAACUCGCUGCCUUACAGGCUGGGCUUGCUUACGCAGACGAACUCGGCCUGCUGA
Messenger RNA from Cyphellophora europaea CBS 101466, 1056 nucleotides. RefSeq lists its product as uncharacterized. The record is from RefSeq and is a predicted model, not a curated record. NCBI's taxonomy places the organism in Eukaryota, Fungi, Ascomycota, Eurotiomycetes, Chaetothyriales, Cyphellophoraceae. Gene Ontology annotation, molecular function: alpha-L-arabinofuranosidase activity. Gene Ontology annotation, biological process: L-arabinose metabolic process. Bases 1 to 1056 code for a protein of 351 amino acids. The transcript has a single exon.